AAUAGUAAUAACAAUAAUAAUAAAGGAAAGAAGGAUGAUGAUUGAGUAAAAGAGAGGAGAAGAGCAUCGAUGCGUCCACGUGUCAAGAAGUCAAUGAGUACAAAGUCCAAAGAUCAUCUCCUCAACAGGAUUCCGAUCUCCUCUUCCCGUUUGCUUUCCCCAUAAAAACUAAUUCCAAAUCCUCCUUUCUCUUUCUCUCUCUACUGUUCUUCAUCCUCUGCUUCCCCUCUCACUCUGUUUCUGUUUCUGUUUCUGUUUCUGUUUCUGUUUCACAGCAAUUCAUGGAGCUUUUCCUCUUAAUUCCCUUCAAUUCCCUCUCCACCUCCCUUUGACUUUCCGUCCGUAUCUCAUGGCCCCCCUCCCUCAUUGCCUUCUUCUCCUCGCUUACUCCUUCUUCUUCUUCUUCUUCCUCUUUUUCUUCCAUCCCGUCUACGCCAGCCCCGGCGAUUCUGAUCCCAUUUACAAGGAUUGUGUGGUGCAGUGUGAGAAAUCUGGGUGUGCUGGUGACAAAUGUUUUCAACAUUGCAAAUUCUCGUCGGAUGGGAAGCCUGUGGAUGGUCCAUGGUAUCUGCAGGAACCUUUGUAUUUACGCUGGAAACAGUGGGACUGCCAGACCGAUUGUAGGUACCACUGCAUGCUUGCUAGGGAGGAAGAAAGAAGUAAUGUUGGUGAUAAGCCUGUCAAAUACCAUGGAAAAUGGCCAUUUAGGCGAGUCUAUGGCAUUCAGGAGCCAGUUGCAGUUGCUCUUGCUAGCCUCAAUCUUGCCGUGCAAUUUCAUGGCUGGAUAUCUUUUUUCAUUCUUAUAUAUUACAAGCUUCCAUUGAAGCCUAAUAAGAAGACCUACUAUGAGUAUACAGGGUUAUGGCAUAUCUAUGGAAUCUUAGCUAUGAAUUCUUGCUUCUGGAAUGCUGCAUUUCACUCUAGAGAUGUGGAGUUGACUGAGAAGCUGGAUUGUUCUUCAGCUGCGGCAUUUAUUGGAUUCUCCCUAAUUGUAGCAAUACUGCGAGCCCUUAAUGUGCGGGUUGAGGCUGCUAGAGUUAUGGUCUCUGCUCCAAUUAUCUCAUUCGUGACAACCCACAUCUUAUAUCUCAACUUCUACAAACUUGAUUAUGGUCUGAAUACUAAGGUCUGCCUGGUGAUGAGCAUUACUCAACUUCUCAUUUGGGCAGUUUGGGCUGUUCUUUCGCGCCAUCCCUCGCAAUGCAAGUUGUGGAUGUUAGUCUUUGGUGGGGCGGUUGCGAUGCUCUUGGAGGCCUUCGAUUUCCCUCCAUAUGCAGGAUAUGUGGAUGCUCACGCACUCUGGCAUGCAACUUCAAUUCCUCUUUCAUAUAUUUGGUGGAGUUUUGUGAGGGACGAUGCUGAAUUUAGAACUGCUGCACUUCUCAAGAAAGCGGAGUAAUCAGAUGGAGGAAUUUCUCUAAGCAAUUUCAUUUGAAUGUUAGUUCAUCGACACUCUGGUAGGUUCCCUUGUUUUUUCUGGUGUUGCUUGGUGAGUAGCGCAAUGUUACCCUGAAAUGUUCUUUGUAUAAGGGUAUUUGAAUAUCAGGACCAAUAAGUUUUCUUUUCUUCUCGCCCUGUUUUUUACUUCUUGGUCCUGAGAAAUUUGUUGGUCAUCAGAUAAAAGCCCCACAGCACCAGGCCAGUUAUUCCCAUUGUAAACAUCCAAAUAUUUUGCUGAUAUCAGCGGUUUAUGUUAUUCUGCAGUUCACAUGUGGCUGCUUGAUGUUUGUUUCACA
Molecule: messenger RNA, 1736 nt
Organism: Cucurbita maxima (winter squash)
Lineage: Eukaryota; Viridiplantae; Streptophyta; Magnoliopsida; Cucurbitales; Cucurbitaceae
Product: post-GPI attachment to proteins factor 3-like
Exons: 5
Coding region: 350-1399 (349 amino acids)
Biological process (GO): GPI anchor biosynthetic process
Cellular component (GO): endoplasmic reticulum membrane
Molecular function (GO): hydrolase activity, acting on ester bonds
Source: RefSeq, a predicted model, not a curated record